Pocillopora meandrina is the source of this 1893-nucleotide messenger RNA. The record is from the annotation of a GenBank genome assembly. Lineage: Eukaryota; Metazoa; Cnidaria; Anthozoa; Scleractinia; Pocilloporidae.
AUGACCUCCAAUCUUACUGACAUCAGGAAAUCGGUAUCAAAUAGUACUGAACCACAAUCUGCUUGCCUUCAGAUUGCGGAGUAUACCAUUUUCACUGCCAUUUUUCUUAUCAGUGUGGCAGGCAAUAUUCUUGUCUGCCUGGUGAUCUUAAAAACGCCGCGCAUGCGCACUACGAGAAACUACCUAUUGGUCAAUUUAGCUGUGUCUGAUUUAACCAUGUCACUUCUGUGCAUACCAUUUGAUGUCGCACUGAAGAUAACAUCUCCCCUCUGGCCUUUGGGUUCCACCAUGUGUAACAUACUGUGGCCCGCCAUGACUUUGGUAACAAACUGCUCUGCCGCAACACUGGCUGCCAUAAGUUUAGACAGGUAGGGAUUAGAAUUAAAUAGCACAUGGUAGGCAUCAUCUUAUUGGUUUUCCAGACAGAUGUUUUAUCAAGCUCUAUGUUUGAACUCAGUUACACGUGUGAUUUUUCUUGAUUAUAAGAUAUCUAGCUCCACGAGAGGGCAAGCCUUUAGUGAAUUAUGAAUCUCUAGCUUCCAGCCUUCGUAAUUUGAAACCUCUGGAAUAUACUUUGUCUGUGACAAGUAAAGAGCUUAUUUGCCUCAUUAAUGAAACGUUAGAUGGCCCCUGUUUGGCUUCUUUUUUUUUUUUUCAAUCGAAGUCAUCUCGCCUCGGGUAAUGAAAACGCGUUAAGAACUUGGCAAUGUUUACUCUUGAAUCGCCUACACGAAAAUAAUUCAGAUAAGCUAAGACUAAUCUGCUUCUUUUGGAGGUUCUUAAUGUGAUCUGUACAAGCUACAUUUGAUCAGCAACAGACUUCUCAACAAAUAAGUCAAUAAAUUUUAUCCAUGGAUGGUGAUAUUAGCAAAAUAUCAAAAGAUGAAAUUUGGGUAUAUUCAAGACCUUUGGUUGGAUGAGAGUUGGGUCAAUAGAUAAGUGUUUAGUUUAUUCUUCGCUUAUAAAGAGACUAGGAAACGAAAUAAUCGGGAUGUGUUUUGCUCCGAAUAGACAUAUGACAAAUCGAAGUAGUGAAAUAGUGUUGGUCAUCAUUAUAUUGACUUAAGUUUGUGGUUAUUAAACAUGAAUUGCAAUGCAGCUUCUCUUUCUCUCGUCAGAUACCGAGCCGUCGUUCAUCCUUGGAAGCCGCGUUUCACGUCAUUCCAAACAUCUGUAAUAAUUGUAGUCACGUGGUCAGUGUCAUUCAUGCUCGUGCUACCAUACGCGCUGGUACUAAAAAUUCAAAAUGGCUAUUGUGCAGAAGACUGGCCUCAUCCAGUGGCUGUAAAGGCAUACACUGUAGGUUUGUUUAUCUUCCAAUAUGCCCUGCCGCUUCUCAUAAUAACUUUCGCCUAUACGAUGGUGGGGAGGAAACUGCGUCACCAAGCUGCGCGCAUUGCAAGGAAUCGUUACGCAAGUGGCGUCCUCGUGGUAGGUUACAGUUCGAUGAAGAGUAAUUGUCAGCAGAACGCGAUGAGUGAAGUUUAUUCCGUAUCGUCUCCUAGCGUAGCACGUGUUUUUGAAUUUAAAAACACGUUCAGUGAUCCUGCAAAACGAGAGCUGGUUCCGCUAAAGUUUGAGAAGACGCCAUGCGACAAAAAGGAAAUGAAAAGGCUGGAACGCAACACGAAGAUCAUGAAGAUGCUGGUGAUGGUUGUUCUACUGUAUGCCAUAUGUCUCUUGCCCAAUCAAGUGGUUUGGCUGUGGUAUGAGUUUGGAAACUUACAGACCUGGCCACACUUCAGCAAGCUCCUGACUUUUGGCAGUAUUAUGGUAUAUAUCAACAGCUGUGUGAAUCCAUUGUUGUAUGCUGGCAUGAAUGAAGACUUCAGGAAAGGUUUCUGCAGGAUUCUGCGCUGCAGAUGGAAGCCUCCCUUUAUGACACGAGUAUGA